GCUACUUCGUCCUGCCGUUGGUGGUCUGUGCAGCUUUGCUGCACCCCGUGGUGGCCUGGCUGCUGCCGAGGCAGCGGACGCCGCUGCAGGAGGCGCGCCGGGAGUACCUCAGCGAGCUCAGCUCGUUCAGCCCAGCAACCAUUCCUGCUGCCGAAGACCAGGACCACCCCCGGAACCAAGGACUGUCCAUGCACGCUUUGCAGCAUUUCUGGGAACACUUCAAGCGCUUCGUUCUCGAGAGAAACAUGCACUUUGUCGUGGCCAACAUCGUGGAGCCGCUCACGGAGAAGCGACAGACAUCUUUCGUAAGCCUCCUGCAGGGCAAGCCAGUGUCAUACUUUGUUUCGCACAGCUGGGCCACCCCUUUUCAGCACUUUGUCCAGUGCCUGCAGCGCCACACAGCCUUUACGGGCGCCUUGGAACCCACUUACUGGAUAUGCUCCUUCGCCAACAACCAGUGGGACAUUGCCAAGGAGAUCGGGACCGACGUCCUUGACAGCGCCUUUGCCAAGGUCCUCCAAUCCGGCGUGCAGGGCGUGGUCAUGGUGCUGGACCAGCAGGUCCAGCCCCUUACACGCGUGUGGUGCCUUUUCGAGUUUUUGCUUUCAAGUCAGCUCCAGCUCGAUGUGGUCUUUGCAACGGAUCUCGGUGUGCUAGGCGACCAAGGCGCUUCCCCAGACAUUGCCCUGCAAAUUGGUCGGAAGCUGCGGACCCUUCAGGUGGCAAACUGUCAUGCGUCUGCCGAGGAGGAUAAGCAGAGGAUCUUUCAGUUUAUACGAUGCAGGAUGGGAAGCCUUGCAAAUAUGGACAUCCAAAUUAGACAGCAGAUGAGCCGAAUUCUGCAGCACCUGGAGCUAGAGACAUGCAUACCUGGGAGUUCACACGUCGCAUGUCGUUGCUUAGGGUUGGCGCAUGCUCUGUUUGCUGUGUACUUCAUCUGA
Molecule: messenger RNA, 941 nt
Organism: Symbiodinium sp. CCMP2456
Lineage: Eukaryota; Dinophyceae; Suessiales; Symbiodiniaceae
Source: the annotation of a GenBank genome assembly